Momordica charantia (bitter melon) is the source of this 1090-nucleotide messenger RNA. RefSeq lists its product as uncharacterized. Gene Ontology annotation, molecular function: nucleic acid binding. NCBI's taxonomy places the organism in Eukaryota, Viridiplantae, Streptophyta, Magnoliopsida, Cucurbitales, Cucurbitaceae. The record is from RefSeq and is a predicted model, not a curated record.
UAUCGCUCGCCGCGUCUGAGGGCUACUACUUAGGGAGAGGAAACCGCCUUUGCUUCUCCCAAUUUUAUGAGCGAAAAAUUUUCUCGGGAAACAAAUUCCAAAUACGAGAGAGAAAUUCAGUGGAUCAUAUGCAAAAUUCAAACAUGACAGAUUACGACGGGAGAUACGAAGGUAAUGGAGAAGACGCGGACAAUUAUGGCGAUUGUUUUUCUCUCCAAGCUCUUGCUUCUUCGCUCCACGAUACUCACAGCGAUUCGAAAUCUCAGGCUACCAGACAUGCUCGGUGUGUGUAUGUGGAAGGGCUACCCCCAACAGCAAACGAACAGUCUGUUGCAACAUUUUUCAGUCAGGUUAUGGCUGCAAUAGGAGGAAACACCACUGGCCCUGGAGACGUGGUUUUGACAUGUUUGCAUAAAUCAUGAGAAAAAGUUUGCUUCUGUGGAGAUGAGAUCCGUUGAGGAAGCAAGUAAUGCAAUGGCCUUGGACGGGAUCAUCUUUGAGGGAGUGCCUGUUAAGGUGAGAAGACCUAGGGAUCACAAUCCUUCACUUGCAGCAACACUUGGUCGGAGCCAAUUGAAUCCAAAUCUGAACCUAACUGCUGUCGGCCUAACGCCAAAAUUUGCCAAGGGGCCAGAUUGCAUCUUUGUGGGUGGACUUCCUUGUUACUUCACAGAAGCGCAGGUCAGAGAGUUGCUGGAGACUUUUGGGCCCCUGCGAGGUCUUGAUUUGGUGAAAGAUAGAGAGACUGGAAAUUCGAAAGGCUACGCGUUUUGUGUUUACCAAGAUCUUUCAGUCACAGACAUAGUCUGUUUGGCCCUCAACGACAUUAAAAUGGGCGAGAAGACACUCACGGUUCGGCGUUUUAUGUCAUGUAUUUAGUAUUGUAUGUUGUUUACCUUUUCUUGUACUUUUGGUGGCUGAGUGACUCAUUACUACUUUGCAUGUUUGUGUCUACUAUAGGCAAGGUACAAAGUUCACAUCAUUAGGAAACUCUUUUGGGUUUGGGUUGAGGGAUUAAUUUGUAAGGUAUUCCUUACUGUCAUGAUAUUCAAAAUGCAAAGUCGAGGCCAAUGGCCAUACAAACAUCCAA